Molecule: messenger RNA, 3549 nt
Organism: Notolabrus celidotus (New Zealand spotty)
Lineage: Eukaryota; Metazoa; Chordata; Actinopteri; Labriformes; Labridae
Gene: tlr21
Product: toll-like receptor 21
Exons: 2
Coding region: 206-3154 (982 amino acids)
Biological process (GO): toll-like receptor signaling pathway; immune response
Cellular component (GO): membrane
Molecular function (GO): transmembrane signaling receptor activity; protein binding
Source: RefSeq, a predicted model, not a curated record
AUUUAGUGUGGAUCUAAUAUAUCCACUCAAGAUACUUGUUGAAGACAGUGACACAAGAUCAACAGCUCUUAAACAGAUUCCUGAUAUAUCCUCCAACUAAAGAACAACCCAGAAGUCUGGUUAACAGACUGUUUCAACAUUAAAUUCAAACAGAAACAAUUGAAGACUCUGAUUGAAGUUUAAGGGCAGUCCCUCAUGUGACAACAUGGGUAGUCUGACUCAUCAGCUGUUGUCAGUUACACUUAUUCUAAUUGCUGUUGAACUCAUCAGCAGUUACAGCUUCAAAAACUGCAUUGAAGACCAGUGGUCACAUGGAAAAAGUUUCAAAUGCAUUCAUCGAAAGGAAAAAAACAUGUCGGCCUUUGUGGCCGACCUGCCGCAGUCUGCAAUCAACCUCACCAUCUGUGAUAAUCCUCUGACGGAAGUUCCUGACCAGAGCUUUGUUCGUCUAGCAAAACUUCAGCACCUCAGGAUGGAUAAUAAUAGUUUGAGCAGUAUUCAGCAAUUUGCUUUCCAGGGCUUGCAUCUUCUCAAGACUCUCAACUUGUCCUGUAACAACAUAUCAGAGCUCCACCCUUCUCUGUUUCAGGAUCUUCACAGCCUCACCUUUCUCUUGCUGACCAACAACAGAUUAAAGCAGCUCCCUGAGGGUAUUUUCUCCACACUUGGCAAUCUCUCAACUUUAAACAUGAAGCAAAACGCUUUAACCCAGUUCUCAAGGAUUGCACAGUCUGUGUCAAAUCUAAGUCAUCUGACGUCGUUAGAUCUUUGCUCUAACAAUUUGACCUCUCUCAACCACUCAAAUGUGUCUCUGCCUAGAUCCCUCACCACGCUAUAUUUGAGUAAAAAUAAUUUGUCCACAUUAGGAUGUGAACAUUCAUUCCUUGGGUUCAUCCAGCUGUUAGAUUUGUCCUACAAUCCUAGGCUCUCCACCAUGGCUUUUAAAGGAGUGAAUCUGAGCUAUGUAAACUAUCUGCGUUUGCGUUCAACAAAUGUCAGUGUACUGGAGUUUUUAAACAUUAGCAAUGUCAAUGCCGGUCACAUUGACUUCUCAGGCACACAUCUAAGAAACGACAACUCGCUAGUGAAGCUGUGUGUAUUACUAAAGAAGAGGAUGAAUUGGAUUAAAAACAUGAACCUGGCUAGUAAUGAGAUUAAAUCUCUAAAAGAUUCCACUCUCCAGUAUUGCCCUAAUAUCACAGGAGCACUGGAUCUAUCCCGCAAUGAAAUGAAAACAACAAGCUGUCUUGACUUUCUGAACCAACACACACAUUUGAAAAUGUUCAACGCAGAGCAUAACCAUUUAACUUCUCUCCCAUCCUGUAAGACACAGAAAAGGGUUAUUUUUCCAAAUGUGGAAGAUGUAAGCUACCGUUAUAACCGCAUCAUUUCUGUCAAUUCUUAUGCUUUCUAUACCACACCAAAUAUCAAGACCUUAAAACUUAAUAUAAAUAAAAUUGUGUAUCUGAAUCUUACAGCUCUCAAAGGGCUAAAAAAGCUUGAGACCCUCCGUUUGGACAAUAAUUUCUUAACUGAGUUAUUUAAAAGAACAUUUGAGGAUCAGAUCAAGCUUAAAACCCUUAACUUACGUAAUAAUCGUAUUGAUGUCAUUUUUACAGAGGCCUUCCACCAUCUGAAGAGUCUGGUUAUCUUGGACCUUGGAGGUAAUAAGAUCACUCAUAUUAAGCCAUAUGGUCUUAAAGGGCUGACAAGUCUGUCCAAAUUCUAUCUAGAUGGAAACAGACUAAAGAAUAUCGACACUUCCCUUUAUCGGGAUUUCCAAGGCACGCUAACAACACUGGAUUUACAGGGUAAUCAGAUUCGCUUCCUCAAAGAGCACACAAGCUCACCAUUUAUGAAUCUCAGCAGACUCAGUGAUCUGAAACUGGACGGGCAGCAGCCUUAUGGCCUCACUGUUAUACCCUGGAAAUUUUUCCGUGGCCUCAGCUCACUGGAAUCCCUGUAUCUCACCAACAAUAAAAUCCACCAGCUCCCUCCUGAUGUCUUUGAUGAUCUAAAAAGCUUAAAGUUUCUCACUUUGGAUAACUGCUGUGUAGGGGUGACACACCUACAGCCAGGACUCUUUAAAAAUCUGAAAAAUUUGACCACGCUGAUUGCAGAAAGUAUGGUCAUUCAGAACUUCUCAAAAGAAGUUUUUGGAAAUCUGACACAGUUGCACAAGCUGCAGCUCAACCGCAAUGGGAUGCAGAGCAUUUCUGUAGAUGCAUUAGAAAGUAUGCCUAAACUUAGUUACCUUGACAUUAGAGAUGUUCCCUUAACCUGCACCUGCACAAACAGCUUGUUGCAAAAUUGGACACUCAAUACGCCAAAAGUCCAGGUUGUUUAUCUCUUCAAUCUGCCAUGCCAACAUGAUCAAAAACACAGUUUCCACAACUUUGAUACCAAAGUUUGUUACAUAGAUCUUGGAGAGUACUUGUUCUUAAGCACAGCAGCUGUGAUCUUUCUGUUCGUAGUCACUCCUUUACUAUAUGUUAAUCUUUACUGGAAACUGAAGUACAGCUACUAUGUGUUUCAGUCCUGGUUUGGUGAGCAGUGGCGCAGAAUCAGAGACGAAGAGGAAAACUGUAAAUAUGACGCAUUUAUUUCCUAUAACUCUUCUGAUGAACAAUGGGUCAUGGACCAGUUGCUGCCUAACCUGGAGGGAAAUAGAUCAUCUUUUAAACUUUGUCUUCAUCACAGGGACUUUGAGCUUGGCCGGGACAUUGUGGAUAAUAUUGUCUCUGCAGUUUAUGGCAGCCGCAAGACUAUUUGUGUGGUAAGCAGGAAUUUCCUCAGGAGUGAGUGGUGUUCUCUGGAAAUCCAACUGGCCAGCUACCGGCUCUUCGAUGAGCACCGGGAUGUUCUCCUGCUUGUGUUUCUGGAGCCAAUCGCUGAGAGGCUGCUGUCGUCCUAUCACCGCAUGAGGAAAAUCAUGUUGAAAAAGACUUAUCUCCAGUGGCCCAGCUCAGAUUGCACAGACCCCACAAAGGCCCAAGAACUGUUUUGGAAUCAGCUUCGUAGGGCGAUGAGAACGGGGAGCAGAGUCGAAAUGGAAGAAAAUGACGAGAGACAUAGUUGUGUGACUCCUGGAAGCAUAGAAACUGAAGGUUCUGAGACUCAAAUUUCAGAUGAAAACUAUUAUUUGCAACCUUAAAAUUAUUUAAGACAAACCUCUCAGUACAGUCCAUCAAACUGUGGAUGAAAUUAUCUGCUAGAGGGAGAGGGUCAAGAAACAUUUAUGGGAAUGUGAAUGUAUUGUGUUGUUCUCUGUUGGACAAAAAAAAGAAGAUAUAUAUCCCUUUGAAUCAUUCAGAAAUAUUAUGCAGUAUUUUGUGUUCAAUUUAAGCUUAUAUACUACCUAAUGAGGCAUGACUGUGUUGCAAAAUUGUACACAUUUGUUUUAUUGCAUUUAAAUGAAGCCCACUUACACAACAAAAUGUCAAAUAAUCCUGUUCUCUGAAUAACUUCCCAUUAUGGCAGCUGACUGAACAAACAUGUUCAUUUACACUUUUAUAAAUGAAAAAAAGCUACAAGGAUGUAAACAAUUCA